AUGCAUUUUAUUCCUUUAUUUAUUUAUUUUCAAAAAAAAAGAAAAAAAAAUAUGCCCAAUAGUGAUAAUGUUUAUCUCAAGAAAGCUCGCUACGGAAAAGACCUUGUCCACCUCUUAAGAGUUUAUAAAGAGGAGAAUAUCCAGCAUUGCACUGAACUUACAGUCAAACUUUUGUUAGAGGGUGAUAUCGAAACUUCUUAUACAAAGGCGAAUAACUCUGUUGUAGUUACUACUGAUACCUGUAAAAAUACAAUCAACAUUCUUGCGAAAAAGAGUCCUCAUGUAGAUAAUAUUGAGAUAUUUGCUCAAGAGAUAACUGAGCAUAUUUUGAGACAAUAUACACACAUCUCUGCUGCCUUUGUAGACAUCAUUAAACACAGAUGGUCACGUCUCAUUGUGGAUGGUCAAGCUCAUCCAUAUGCAUUCCAUCGCGAUGGAGAAGAUGUUCAAACCACCCAUGUUGAACAUUACCGUGCUGGUAACCAAAUUCAUAUCACUUCGGGACUCGAUCGAUUACUCGUACUCAAGACAACCGGUUCCACCUUCUAUAAUUUUCUAGUUGAUCAAUAUACCACCUUGGAACCCACCUGGGAUCGUAUCUUUUCGACCAUGAUUAACUGUAAAUGGACAUUUCAUCCCAAACAGCAGCCUGCCCUUCAACAGAUAGAUUACAAAGCGAUUCAUGCCGCUAUCAAACAAAUCACUUGUGAUAUAUUUGCAAAGGAUGACUCUGCAUCUGUUCAAGCUACACUCUAUAUGAUGCAGCAACAUAUUUUGUCUACAUUUCCCGAGAUUGCUGAAGUAUCUUAUGCUUUACCUAAUAAACAUUAUGUUGGCAUUGAUUUAAGUAAAUUUAAUAUUAAUAAUAAGGGUAAGCACACAACCUUAUUUCAUCCUCAAGCUGAUCCCUCUGGUCUUAUUACUGCAACAGCUGCUCGUAAGGAAUCCAAGUUAUAAAUAUAGUUGUAUAAAUAAAGAACAUAAUUGUAUUCUUAUUGUUA
Molecule: messenger RNA, 1001 nt
Organism: Cokeromyces recurvatus
Lineage: Eukaryota; Fungi; Mucoromycota; Mucoromycetes; Mucorales; Mucoraceae
Product: urate oxidase
Exons: 4
Coding region: 1-957 (318 amino acids)
Biological process (GO): purine nucleobase catabolic process; urate catabolic process
Cellular component (GO): peroxisome
Molecular function (GO): urate oxidase activity
Source: RefSeq, a predicted model, not a curated record